ACUUCUCCCUUCAUCUUUAUAUGUUUUCGCAGUUACACAAUUUAUAGAUACGCAUAUGGCUUUUAGAGAGGUAGAUGUUGGAGUGAAUCCAAGAGCUAUGGAAGUUGAUUCUGGAGAGAAGCGUCUAAACGAGCUUGGAUACAAGCAAGAACUCAGAAGAGAAAUGAGUUUAUUCAAGACAUUCGCAAUAACAUUUUCGGCCAUGGCUUUUUUUGUUGGAACACCGCUGUACGGGCCAAGCCUACUUUAUGCAGGCCCUGCAAGCUUGAUAUGGGGUUACGUUGUGGUCACAUUCUUCACCUGGUUUGUUGGAUUCGCCAUGGCUGAGAUAUGCUCAUCAUUUCCAACCACUGGCUCCCUUUAUUUCUGGACUGCCCAUUUGGCUGGACCCCGAUGGGGGCCAUUUGCAUCAUGGUGCUGCGCUUGGCUUGAAACCAUAGGUCUCAUUUCUGGAAUUGGCGCACAGGCAUACUCAGCAGCACAGACAUUGCAGAUAAUAAUUCUGUUGUCUACGGGAACAAACAAGGGCGGAGGCUACUUUGCACCAAAGAGUGUAUUUUUGUGUAUAUACAUUAUCCUUAUCAUCAUAUGGGCGGUGCUCAACUCCUUUGCAUUACAAGUCAUCGCAUUCCUCAACGUCAUUUCCGUAUGGUGGCAGGUAAUAGGCGGAUCCGUUGUAAUUAUAGGUCUUCCACUUAUAUCAACCUCAACACAAUCAGCAUCAUAUGUGUUUACUCAUUUUGAAACAUCUCCUGAGGCAACUGGAAUACAUAGUAAACCUUAUGCAAUAAUUUUAUCAGUACUUCUAAGCCAGUACUGCUUGUAUGGCUACGACACUGCAGCUCAUCUAACUGAGGAAACAAAAGGCGCUGACAGAACAGGUCCUAUGGCCAUUCUUUCUUGUAUAGGAAUCAUUUCAACAUUUGGAUGGGCUUAUAUCUUAGCUCUAACUUUCUGUAUCCAGGAUCCAGCCUAUUUAUUUGACACAAACAAUGAGACAGCUGGUGCACUUGUACCAGCACAAAUAAUAUAUGAUGUGUUUAAUCAAAGGUAUCAUAGUGGCACAGGAGCCAUAAUUAUCCUCUGUAUCAUUUGGGGAACCUUCUUCUUUUGUGGGCUCUCAGUCACAACCGGUGCUGCUAGAGUAGUUUAUGCUCUAUCAAGGGAUGGAGGAAUUCCAUUUUCACCAAUCUGGACAAAACUACAUCCAAAGUACAAGAAUCCAACAAAUGCGGUGUGGUUGUGUGCGGCCAUUUCCAUUAUCUUAGGACUUCCCAUCUUGAAACUCAAUGUGAUUUUCACUGCCAUCCUCUCAAUUAGUACAGUUGGAUGGGUGGGUAGCUAUGCUGUCCCGAUUUUCGCAAGGCUGGUCAUGGAUGAGAAGCAUUUUACACCAGGUCCCUUCUAUUUGGGUAGAGCAAGCAAGCCAGUUUGCUUGAUAUCUUUCAUAUAUAUAUGUUAUACCUGCGCAGCUUUUCUAUUACCAACUCUUUAUCCUCUCCGAUGGGAUACUUUCAACUAUGCACCUAUAGCCAUCUCUGUAGCAUUGGCACUCAUACUGCUUUGGUGGUUCUUGGAUGCAAGGAAAUGGUUCAAGGGACCAGUAAGGAAUAUUGACGUACAGAAUGGAGUCCAUUGAAGUUAGAAGUUUUAUCAUAAAGAAAAAAUUAAUGAAGUUGUUCGAGAAGAGUAUUUCAUCAUUCUACUUCAAAUCAUGUAAACUGAUUGAAAAGAGCACUAAAAGUUAUCUUUAUACUAAGAUAUAUAUAUGUGUAUCAAGAACUUGCAUCCCUAUUUUCAGUAUUGAUAGAAACUACAAAAUUUCCUUGUUGAAUCCAAGAGAACCUGAAUUGCAUAA
Messenger RNA from Quercus robur (English oak), 1858 nucleotides. RefSeq names its product amino-acid permease BAT1 homolog. Lineage: Eukaryota; Viridiplantae; Streptophyta; Magnoliopsida; Fagales; Fagaceae. The transcript has 7 exons. Gene Ontology annotation, cellular component: membrane. Bases 56 to 1639 code for a protein of 527 amino acids. The record is from RefSeq and is a predicted model, not a curated record. Gene Ontology annotation, molecular function: transmembrane transporter activity. Gene Ontology annotation, biological process: transmembrane transport; amino acid transport.